Protomyces lactucae-debilis is the source of this 1698-nucleotide messenger RNA. RefSeq names its product adenylate cyclase associated N terminal-domain-containing protein. Gene Ontology annotation, biological process: cytoskeleton organization; regulation of adenylate cyclase activity. Bases 93 to 1673 code for a protein of 526 amino acids. NCBI's taxonomy places the organism in Eukaryota, Fungi, Ascomycota, Taphrinomycetes, Taphrinales, Protomycetaceae. The transcript is spliced from 2 exons. The record is from RefSeq and is a predicted model, not a curated record. Gene Ontology annotation, cellular component: cytoplasm. Gene Ontology annotation, molecular function: adenylate cyclase binding; actin binding.
AGGUGGUCAUUGUGGACAUCGUCCAUCGCUGCAACCACCUCAUUGCAUUGACAGGCAGGCAGCUGUUCACCUCCAAACAAAGAGCACAAGUGAUGGCGGCGGACGCCUUGGAUCAUGUCAAUAUCGGUAUCAAUCUCUCUACCCUCAUGAAACGGUUGGAGGCCGUCACGAGUCGCCUUGAGGAUUUGGAAGCACCCACGACAUCACGCGUAAGCAAGACGUUUGCCGGUACUGAUUCAUCGACACCCAGUCUUGGCGCAGGUGCGGUGACGGCCUCUUCCAACACACCAACAGCUACCAAAAGCGCUACGGCUGCAGAAACGCCAGUGUCGCCAGCAGUCAAGGGCUAUGAUGAUUUGAUGGCUGACCAUCUGAGCCAAUUCAUGUCCCUCUCGGCACAGGUCGGUGGUCUUGUGCAGGAACAAGCAGGUUUGGUGGAUGCUGCCUUUCAGACACAACGCGCCCUCAUCCUGACUGCCUCGCAAGCUACAAAACCCGACUUGACGAGCAGUGAGUUUACAACGGCAUUGAAGCCUUUGCAAGAGAAGAUUGUGGCUAUUGGAGACUUGAAGGAUAAGAAUCGUCCAUCUCCAUUAUUCAACCAUCUUUCCGUCGUUGCAGAGGGUAUCCCGGCACUGUUUUGGGUGGCUGUUGAACCGACUCCUGCGCCGCAUGUGGGUGAUCUCAAGGAUAGUGCUCAGUUUUGGGCAAAUCGAGUCAUCAAGGAGUACAAGGAAAAAGAUCCUCAACAAGUCGCUUGGGUACGCAGUUUCGUUGCCUUAUUGACGGAAUUGCAGAAAUAUGUCAAGCAAUGGCAUACCACUGGUCUAACGUGGUCUGCUCAGGGAAAACCGCUUGCUGAUGUCUUGGCAACGUCUCAAACGGCUGCACGUGGUGCUGCACCGCCUCCACCUGCUGCAGGUGGUCCACCGCCUCCUCCACCACCAGGUCCACCACCGCCACCCUUCAUGGGUGAUGCGCCCGGUGCUUCAAAGUCUGCUGCGUCUGGUGGUGAUAUGAAUGCCGUCUUUGCGUCUUUGAAUCAAGGGUCCGCGGUCACGUCUGGCUUGAAGAAGGUGGAUAAAUCACAAAUGACACACAAGAAUCCAGCGCUUCGAGCAUCCUCUGUCGUUCCUGAUGCUGCCAAGAAGACCACAGCAGCGACUUCUGCCACAACAAGCAAGACUGUAGCCAAGAAGCCGGCAAGAAAGGAGUUGGAAGGGACGAAGUGGUUGAUUGAGCAUUUCGAGGGUGAAACGGUGACGGUGGAUGAGAUUGAACUCAGUCACUCUGUGUAUGUCUACAACUGCAAAAACACCACCAUUCAAAUCAAGGGCAAGUUCAAUGCCAUUUCACUGGAUGGAUGUACAAAGACUGGGGUUGUGGUGGAUACGCUUGUGUCUUCGGUGGAUCUCAUCAAGUGCAAGUCUUUUGCCGUGCAAGUACUCGAUCGCUGCCCAACAAUUGUCUGUGAUUCUUGCGAUUCCGGACAGAUUUACCUGUCGCAAGCUGGUUUGGCGUGUGAGAUACUGACGAGCAAGUGUUCGUCUGUCAAUGUGAGUCUACCGACGGGCGAUCAGGGUGAUUUCAAGGAGGAAGCGGUGCCGGAGAUGUUGAAGCAUACGGUUGUGGAUGGGAAGCUCGUGACGAGUAUCGUGGAGUAUCACGAUUAAUUGGCUAUGCUGAUGCUAAACUAUG